Messenger RNA from Funneliformis mosseae, 297 nucleotides. The record is from the annotation of a GenBank genome assembly. Lineage: Eukaryota; Fungi; Glomeromycota; Glomeromycetes; Glomerales; Glomeraceae.
AUGGGAUCAAGGAUUUGUUUUUUGAGAGAACGACCAAUCGAUAUUGCUCUGUGGUUAGACUUUGAGCUAACCGAAAACCGUCUCUCCUACUCUCAUGUUAACAUUCGAGAAGAGGCGAAGAUCAAUAGCCCCUCACUAUCAAGGAAUGAGGCAGGACAUAAAGUUGGUGACCAAAUCUUACAUUGUUAUGCUCCGGGUCUCAAAUUCCUCUCUAUACUAUUUGAAUAUAUUAUUACUGGUCCAAUCGUCCCACCAAACCUUGCAAUGGUCGAAAAAGACAUUGCCAGAUUUAAAUAA